CGUAAGGCGGGAAUGUUUUAUAUUUUACUUAAAAAAAAUAAUAAUUCUGUAACUGCAAUUCGAAAUAAAGAAUGUAAAUUUACAAAAACGAACCAAAAGAAGAAAAAAAACCCGCCAUAAUUUUCGAAUACAAUUUUUUUUUUUACUUAACGCGCGUCAUGUAAUUAAUAAAUCGUACAGCCUAAAUUCAAAAAGUUUUCUUUUGAAUAAAAAAUCAACUAAACAUGGAUCCGAACUGGACCCACGUUGGACUUCGGUCACCUAACCUCACCAACACUACAGUGAACCUUCAGGAGAACUUCGAGAUCGACUUAGAAGAUACAAACUGGAUUUUGACCUCGUCUUUCAUCAUCUUCACAAUGCAGACUGGUUUCGGCAUGUUGGAAUCCGGUUGCGUUUCCAUUAAGAACGAGGCCAACAUUAUGAUGAAGAAUAUGGCUGAUAUAUCGCUCGGGGGUCUCACCUACUGGAUAUUCGGUUACGGGCUCUCAUUCGGCCAGAGCUCCUACUCCAAUCCGUUCGUUGGUACUGGAGACUUCCUACUUGACCCUCCAGUGGGAGACGCGCUGAUGGGUCCAGUGUUCGCUUCGUUUCUCUUCCAGCUGUCCUUCGCCACCACUGCGACUACUAUUGUCAGUGGCGCGAUGGCUGAACGGUGUAACUUCAAAGCGUACUGCGUUUUCUCGUUUCUGAAUACGAUCGUAUACUGCGUCCCAGCCGGCUGGGUGUGGGGCUCGCAUGGCUUCCUCAACCAGCUCGGUGCUGUGGACAUCGCCGGCUCCGGACCUGUGCACCUUGUGGGGGGAUCGUCAGCGUUUGCGUCAGCUUUGAUGCUGGGACCGAGACUGGGCAGGUAUGCCCGGGGCACGGACCCUUUACCCCUCGGCAACCCGGUCAACGCCGCCAUGGGAACAUUCGUGCUUUGGUGGGGAUGGUUGGCUUUCAAUUCCGGCAGCACAUAUGGGGUGAGCGGUGCCAAGUGGCAGUACGCAGCGAGAGCGGCCGUCAUGACCAUGAUGGGUUCUUUCGGUGGUGGAUGCUUCGGUCUACUGUUCACGCUUAUCAAGAACAAAGGAAAAGCUGAGGUUAUGGAGCUGAUUAACAGCAUCCUCGGUUCUCUGGUGUCUAUAACAGCUGGUUGUUUCCUGUACCGCGCUUGGGAGUCUCUGCUGAUAGGAUUCAUUGGUGCCGGCGUGGCUUCGGCGAGCUCUAUGCUAUUCGACAGACUCCGGGUCGACGACCCCGUGGGAGCUUCGGCUGUCCACGGCGCUUGCGGAAUCUGGGGAGUCAUAGCAGUUGGUCUAUUUGCCGACAACCCUAUACCGAUGGAGACGACAAACGGGAGAUCCGGCUUGUUCAAAGGUGGCGGCUGGUACCUCCUGGGAGUGCAGAGCCUCACCGCCGUGUGCCUGGCCGCGUGGGGCGUGCUGGUCACCAUGCUGUUACUGUGGCUCAUAGACAGGGUCAUGCCUAUACGAAUGGACCCUUACAAUGAGUUGCUUGGGGCCGACCUUACUGAGCACAGGAUCAGGCAUGGACAGGUGGGAGUGUCUCGCGCUGUGUCAGCCCUGAGGCCGUUCCGCCGCUCAAGCAGCAUGGAGGAAAUCGGGACUAUCGGCAUCAACACCGGACACGGUCUGGUCGUCGAAAAAAUCCUCAAGGCGAACAAACGUAACGAGCUGGAUGGGAAGCCGCAAACCUACACGAACGAAGCGUUCGUCGCCACAGACAGCGCCUCAACGUCGUACAAAAACAACGGACUCCUGAACAAGCGUCCCAAUGGCAACGGAGACCAACUCCACCGGACUCUAGACUCUAUGAUCGAUGAGAUUAAUGGCGGGAAACGCGAAACGUCAAAAGGCGCGCGAAAAAAUAAUGGCGCCCCGGUGAUACCAGACGAGAUAAAAGGGAAAAAAUUUAGGGAGUUAACCGUGACCGAACUGGACGAGUUGGGCGAGAUUAAUGCCGCCCAGGAUAGGUUUCGGCGGAGAUUUAACGAGGAGGAUUACAAGAGUGACGUCAUGAGGAGUGCAACGAUAACUCCUAAUGUACGGUGGAUUGAUUGAAAUUUCUAUUUAAGUAUACUAGUGGUCCCCCAGUAAUCGAAAUUCGACUAUAAUUAAUUGAAAUUAUAAGUUUUUGCACUAUUAUGAUUCUAUUGUCAAAUACUUUUAUAAUCACAGAUUUAGACAAAUAUUAAUAAAGAUAAGACAUAUUAAUAAAUUUGAACAUUAUUAUGGUUCUAUUAUCAAAGACUAUUAUACAUCUAUAAUGACAGAAUUCGCGAAGACUACAAUAUAGACAUUCCCAAUUUGACCACAGACUUUAAGCAAUAACAAAAGUUUGACGACAAACA
Molecule: messenger RNA, 2356 nt
Organism: Bombyx mandarina (wild silkworm)
Lineage: Eukaryota; Metazoa; Arthropoda; Insecta; Lepidoptera; Bombycidae
Gene: Amt
Product: Ammonium transporter
Biological process (GO): ammonium homeostasis; ammonium transmembrane transport
Cellular component (GO): plasma membrane
Molecular function (GO): ammonium channel activity
Source: RefSeq, a predicted model, not a curated record